GGCAUACAAUGUGCAAAACAAACUUGUUAAAAGCAGACAGCUAUGCAGUCAGGACUGGUUAAUUCAUUAUCACAUCUAAGAAGAGGACAGCUCCUCCCUAGUGCACACCAGCUCAGGACUGCAUACAGUGUGUGUUUAGGAUCGCUUUAAGUCAUGCAUUUGUUUGCAUUUACAGUGUUUUUCCUCAUGAUGCUCAGAGAUGCUCAAGCGUGGGGUCCCAGCGGUAAAUACGCAGUGAACUGCCCGGAGAAAUGCAACGCUGCGCUGUGCGGCUCGACGCAGCGCUGCAGGCGCACGGUGCUGGAUGACUGCGGAUGCUGCCAGGUCUGCACGGCGGGACGGGGAGAGCACUGCUACCGGACCGUGUCCGGGAUGCACGGCGUCAAGUGCGGACCGGGACUCUUCUGCGACUUUUACAAGGAUGAGGAUGAUUAUGGAGAUGAAUAUGGCAUCUGUAAAGACUGCGUGUAUGGAACUUAUGGUGUGGAAUGCCGGAAUACAUGCAACUGUAAAGCAAGUGGAUUGUGCGAUAGAGAAACGGGCGCUUGCCUUUCCUUUAAAUUCUUGGCCAAAAUGGCCAUGCUUAAAUCUCAGUCAAAUGAAGGUAAUGAUCUGGGUUCGGGUGAUAGCAGUAACAGUGAUGCCACCAGUGAUCGGUCCUCUGCUCGUAAUUUUCUCACCCCUCGCUGACAGCAAACGUUACCUUCAGUUCAGACAGUGUACAUGUAGCAUAAUAAAUUAAAGGACCAAACAGAUAUAUUUUAAUAUGUUUAAACAAGUUAAAAGAUGAAGAUUAUAUUAAGUUUUAUGCUGAAUAUUUUACUGGUGUGUAUGCCAGUUAUGUCUUUAUUCCAAAGCAUUUCCUGCUCAUUCACAUGCUACACACACACACACACGCACACACAAAAACAUACAAAUAUCAUAUUGUUAUGACUCAUAUCAUAUGAUAGAUAUAAUGAUAAUGUUCCAAAAUUGAAUGGCUUAUACAAAAAAAACAAAAUUGUAGCUUGACUAGAGGAACAUUUGCAUUAAGCACACACACACACACACACACACACACACACACACACACACACACACACACACACACACACACACACACACAC
This is a messenger RNA of Xyrauchen texanus (razorback sucker), 1106 nucleotides long. RefSeq names its product endothelial cell-specific molecule 1 (gene esm1). Bases 154 to 690 code for a protein of 178 amino acids. NCBI's taxonomy places the organism in Eukaryota, Metazoa, Chordata, Actinopteri, Cypriniformes, Catostomidae. The transcript has 3 exons. Gene Ontology annotation, cellular component: extracellular region. The record is from RefSeq and is a predicted model, not a curated record.